AUGUCAGGUAACUGGUCCAUCCUGAGGUUGUCAUCACUGGCUCCACCCACCAGCUCCGCAGCCCUGCCCCUUCCCAACACCUCCCAGUACCCUCCUCUCACAGACUGGGAGGCUCCCAGUUUCACCCGUGCUGCUCAGUUCCGUGUUGGAGCCACCUUGGUCCUCUUCCUGUUCGCGGCCUGCAGUAACCUGGCCCUAUUGGCCAGCGUGUGGCGUGGGCGUGGCCGUCGGCUGGCAUCUCACUUGCGACCGCUGAUGCUGAGCCUGGCGUCGGCCGACCUGAUGAUGACGUUUGUGGUGAUGCCUCUGGACGCUGUGUGGAACGUGACAGUGCAGUGGUAUGGAGGAGACGCGCUCUGUAAGCUGCUCUGUUUCCUCAAGCUGUUCGCCAUGCACGCCUCUGCCUUCAUCCUCGUCGUCAUCAGCCUCGACCGACAGCACGCCAUCCUGCACCCACUGGACGCUCUGAGCGCGCACUGCAGGAACCGACGCAUGCUGCUGCUGGCCUGGAGCCUCAGCGUGCUGCUGGCGUCACCACAGCUCUUCAUCUUCAGGGCGAUCAGGGUGGAGGGCGUAGAUUUCACUCAGUGUGCGACUCACGGCAGCUUCAGGCGCCGCUGGCAGGAGACGGUUUACAACAUGUUCCACUUCACCACGCUGUACGUCGUCCCCCUGCUGGUGAUGAGCUGCUGCUACAGUCGGAUACUGGUGCACAUCCACCAGCAACACCAGAGGGAAAAAGCAGGUGAGUCGUACCUGCGUCGCAGCGGCACUGACAUCAUCCCGAAGGCUCGGAUGAAGACUCUGAAGAUGACGGUGGUCAUCGUGCUGUCCUUCGUGGUGUGCUGGACUCCGUACUACCUGCUGGGGAUCUGGUACUGGUUCCAGCCCGACAUGCUGCGUGUCACACCUGAGUACGUUCACCACGCCCUCUUUGUGUUCGGGAACUUGAACACCUGCUGUGACCCCGUCAUCUAUGGUUUCUACACUCCGUCCUUCAGGGCCGACCUCGCUGCCUGCUGCCGCCGGACUACGACCGGCGCUGACGCCUCGCCACGAUCUCUGGACCGACUGUCCGCCAGACAGGAUCCUCACAGCGGGGAGCAGGAGUCGGACCCGGCCCCCAGAAAGCCGGCAGGAGACUGA
Seriola dumerili (greater amberjack) is the source of this 1146-nucleotide messenger RNA. RefSeq names its product gonadotropin-releasing hormone II receptor-like. Gene Ontology annotation, biological process: G protein-coupled receptor signaling pathway. Lineage: Eukaryota; Metazoa; Chordata; Actinopteri; Carangiformes; Carangidae. The coding region runs from base 1 to 1146 and encodes 381 amino acids. The transcript is spliced from 3 exons. Gene Ontology annotation, cellular component: membrane. The record is from RefSeq and is a predicted model, not a curated record. Gene Ontology annotation, molecular function: peptide binding; gonadotropin-releasing hormone receptor activity.